UCUCUUUGUCUUUCCCCAGCAAACUGUACGACGUAGGCGGGGCCGAUGGGCAAGUACUGGCGAGCAGAAAGAGCGCAGAAAGAACAGACGAGAAGCAGAGCUGGGCCAGAAGAAGCUCGGGGAGGCAGAGUGACAGAUCUCAUCAGGCGGACAAAUUACCUUCGGCCCGUGCUUGUGAAUUGACCGAAGCGUUGUGGUUUUGUUGUUUCGAAAUCGAGGUGAGAAUUUUGUCAUUUGUGCGAGGAAGGCAUCAGCGGAAAGGCGAUGGCAUCGCAGGAAAUGAAGAACCUGAAAAUCAAGACAGGGGUAUGUAAGCGAGUCCUCAAGGAGCUCAAAUCGUACGAGACAGAGGUGGAGCGCGAGUCUGCCAAGACACAGAAGAUGAAGGAUAAUAAUGCUGAUUCUCACGACAUCAAGCAGCAGGAGAAUGUGUUGUCAGAGUCCAAGAUGAUGGUUCCUGACUGCAGAAGGCGAUUGGAAACUGCUGUCGUGAAUUUGGAGGCUGCUUUGGCUGCUAUUGAGGGAGACAUGGAGGGCGAAGAAGAUGUCACAGUUGCUCAAGAGCUUGUCGCCCAAGUGCAAAGUUUGUUGGAGGUUGCGUAGAUCUCCGUUUCUCAACUUCACGCACAAAAACACUUAAUCGGUGAACUAUCCAACUUGUACUAUAGUGUCACUUGCUCAACAGAAGAAUCUAGCAUUCUUGGUACAAUAUGUCAGAACGUAUUCUUGUUUGAGAAUGAUCAGCGAUGAAUCCAGCCGGUGACCAGGAAUAUAAGUAGUUGUAAAGAUCCACCUUCCGGUCUAGACUCAAGAAAAUGUCAAUGUGCAAUGUCUCAGUUGGCACACAAGGUUGUUGUUUAGCACGUGUUUCUGAUGUCGAGUCGAGAAAGUUCUAUGGAAGGAUUUAAGUCUUAUUGGUAGCUUUGUUCAACUUAUUUCCGCUAUGGUCCUUGUACAGUUGCACGGACCUUAUGAUCUUGUGAUUCGUCAAUCGGCACUCAGUGGGUGUUUGUUGUCUUGAUUUAAUUAUGCGGCAUCCAAUGCAAGUUACAGGACGUGUGUUUAUAUGACAUAAUAUACCUUCUGCCAGUGAAUCAGAAGGCAUUGACCGAUCGCUGUUCUUAGAGUAUUUUCUCCAAUAUUGCUUGUUUGAAUCAAACGUCAUAGGUCUCCACGAACACAAACAUUCAGGAUUCGUAGCAAUGUCUGUAGUUCAUCA
Marchantia polymorpha subsp. ruderalis is the source of this 1219-nucleotide messenger RNA. NCBI's taxonomy places the organism in Eukaryota, Viridiplantae, Streptophyta, Marchantiopsida, Marchantiales, Marchantiaceae. The record is from the annotation of a GenBank genome assembly.